Messenger RNA from Cylindrotheca closterium, 3048 nucleotides. The record is from the annotation of a GenBank genome assembly. NCBI's taxonomy places the organism in Eukaryota, Bacillariophyta, Bacillariophyceae, Bacillariales, Bacillariaceae.
AUGACAUCCGUAAUGUCCAUGUCGGCCUCACCACCAGCCGCCGUAGCUACUGCCUCUGGAUACGUUGCCUUGUUGCAAGAAUCCGAUAACACACUCCGAUCACAUGCAUUGAAAAAGUUAUUGGAAUGUGUGGAUACCCUUUGGCAUGAAGUGGCUGAAUCCCUUCCUGAUUUGGAAACCAUUGCCGAAGACUUGGAUUUGCCGCAAGACAUGCGACAAAUGGCUGCAGCUGUAGCUUCUCGGGUCUUUUUUCAUUUGGAAGAACCUUCUCAGGCACUGCGAUUGGCGUUGGAAGCCGGAGAAGCCCAUUUUGAUUUGCAACACACUUCCCCAUAUGUUCAAUCACUGGUCCGGGCAGCAAUAGACGCCUAUGUGGUAGAACGGCUAAAGGUUAUUGACGACGAGAAGGAUGCGAAAGAAGAAGAUAUUGGAAUAUCGAUGGAACAACUACAAGCUAUGGUGUACCGAUUGUUGGAGACUUGUUGCAAAGAAGGAAAAUAUGACCAUGCACUAGGAAUUGCCUUGGAAGCCCAAGAAACUUCCAAGUUGAGAGAAAUUCUAAUUUCGUCUGGUCCCAGCGUAGAAAUGCUCAAGUACGCGCUCAAUUCUUCCAUCAAUGUUGUUUCCUCUAAGGCCUUUAGACAAGAGGCACUGAGCGUCAUCGCCGAAUGUCUUGAACAACAAAUCGAUAUUCGCAAAACUGCUUCGGUCGAUUUGAUCUUUGUUUACCAACUUCUUGGAAAGCCAGAAAAGGUUGCCGAGGUGCUUUCUAAACUAGUUAAGGGAUCCGACGAUGAUUCAUUGCUCGGAUUCCAACUUUGCUUUGAUUUGUCAGACAGUGGCGAUCAAGCCUUUGUUACUCGAGUGGCUGCUGCUUUGACAAAGUCGGAUGCCCAAAAAAAGCGAUGGGCCCAAGUCGACCGUGUCUUGACAGGUGGGUUCUCGUCCGAAUUAGCGUUGAGUUUCCUUCACAAGCAGUCCAAGGCGGACAGCUUGAUCAUGGAGACCCUAAAGAAAUCUCUCGAGGAACGAGGCAGCGGAGGCAGAUCAUCCAUUUUGCACAAUUCGGCUGUUCUCACACACAGCUAUUUGUAUGCUGGAACAACCAAUGACACCUUUUUGAGAGAUCAUUUGGACUGGAUGAAAAAGGCUUCCAAUUGGGCCAAGUUCUCAGCGACUGCGUCCCUUGGUGUCAUCCAUGCUGGCCACAUUACCGAGGCAAUGCACCUGCUAGAACCAUACCUCCCGUCAAGCCCCUCCGAUGAAGGUGGCUCCAAUGUUUCUCCCAAUGGCGGUUACGCCGAGGGAGGAUCCUUGUAUGCCUUGGGCCUUAUCCAUGGAUCCCAUUCUGGAUCUUCUGCUGAGAAGCGAAAGGAAACUGCCGAAUUCUUGAGAACCCAUUUGCGGGCCUCCCAUACCAACGAAGUGAUUAGCCACGGAGCUGCUUUGGGAGUCGGGCUCACUUCCAUGGGAUCCAACGAAUUGGCUGCUGUCAAUGAACUAAAGGAUUUGCUAGACACGGAUUCUGCUGUAUCUGGAGAAGCUGCUGGUAUAGCCAUUGGUAUGGUGCUGGUGGGCAGUGGAGCUGGAAAUGUGCACAAUUCCCUUCCUGCUAAUGACAAAGAAGAAAUUAUGGAAUUGGUUACUGAGCUCAAGAACUAUGCUCGUGAAACUCAACACGAAAAAAUCAUUCGGGGUAUUUCCAUGGGACUGGCAUUGAUGCAAUACGGUCAAGAAGAAAAUGCCGAUGCUUUGAUUGAGGAUAUGCGAAGCGAUCGUGAUCCAAUCUUGCGGUACGGAGCCCAGUAUGCUCUCGCCCUUGCUUACUGUGGAACCGGAUCCAACAAGGCCAUUCGUAUACUCUUGCACACUGCUGUCAGUGAUGUUUCAGAUGAUGUCCGUAUGGCGGCUGUAAUUGGUCUUGCUUUUGUUCUCUUCAAGACCCCCGAACGAGUUCCACAAUUGGUCAAGCUAUUGAUGGAAUCGUUCAACCCACACGUGCGAUAUGCCAGUUGUAUCGCCGUCGGUAUUGCAAUGGCUGGCACUGGAGACUCAGAGAGUGUAGCAAUGCUCGAACCAAUGCUCGAUGAUAUGACUGACUACGUUCGUCAAGGUGCUUUGAUGGGUACUGCCAUGAUUUACAUGCAACAGAGCGACUCGAGCAACGGAAGAAAGAUCCGCUCCUUCCGCGAGAAGAUCGCUUCCAUUGUCCGUGAAAAGCACCAAAAUACAUUGACCAAGAUGGGUGCCAUUCUUUCUACCGGAAUCAUUGAUUGCGGAGGAAGAAACUGCUCGCUUGGACUAGGAUCCAGAAAUGGUUUCACUAAGAUGAACAGUGCCGUUGGUUUGGUAUUGUGGUUGCAACACUGGCACUGGUAUCCCAUGAUGCACAUGUUCAGUCUUGCACUCACCCCAACCUAUACUAUUGGAUUGAACAGGGACUUCAAAUAUCCCAAGAAGUUUGAAAUUGUUUGCAACUCUAAGCCUAGUAUUUUUGCGUACCCCAAGAAAUUGGAAGAAAAGAAGGAAGAGAAAAAGAAGCGCGUCGAAACAGUUGCUUUGUCUACCACAGCUAAGGAGAAAGCAAGACAAGCCCGAAAGCGCGCCAAAGGGGGAGAAGGUGGCGCCGCAAUGGAUGUUGACAAGGAGGAAGAGAAGACUGAGAGUAAAGAUGCUGUAGGUGAUGAGAAGGGAGAAAAGAUGGAGGUCGACAAGGAAGAGGAAGAGAAGAAGCCAAAAAAGAAGCGCGAACCAGAACCUACAACUUUCCGUGUUGGAAACCCAUCACGAAUCACAAUUGCACAAUCACAGGUUUGUGUUUUUGACUUGGGACAAAGAUAUCGACCUAUCAGACCCGAAGAGAAGCCAUUGGGAGUCAUCAUUUUGACCGAUAGCACUCCAGGGGAAGCUGAGGAUCUCGGUGCCGUCAAGGCACCAUCAUUGGAGCCCGAGGGAGAGUGUGCUCCCCCAGAGCCAUUCGAGUGGACCCCACCAGACGAAACUGCAGCCACAGACACAAAAGAGCCUGUCAAGAAGGAAGAAAAGUAG